Messenger RNA from Brienomyrus brachyistius, 2091 nucleotides. It is a transcript of the gene atp6ap1la, whose product is annotated as ATPase H+ transporting accessory protein 1 like a. The transcript has 7 exons. The record is from RefSeq and is a predicted model, not a curated record. Lineage: Eukaryota; Metazoa; Chordata; Actinopteri; Osteoglossiformes; Mormyridae. Gene Ontology annotation, cellular component: proton-transporting V-type ATPase complex. The coding region runs from base 100 to 1098 and encodes 332 amino acids.
UCGCUGUCACUGCCAGUCAGUGAUCUCAGGUUUCGGCUAUGUUAUCAAAGCAGAUUAUGAAGCAGCCUUCUGCUGGGACAGGCUCCUCUGGUCGUCUCCAUGGCAAAACACAAGAUCUUUCUGUUUUAUAUGAUACACCUUCUUCCCCUUGAGCUCGCAUUGUCCUUUGACCAAGUGCCUGCAGCUGUGGAAAAUAGCUCGGACAACGCCUCAUACCAGGCCAUUAGACUUAGGAAUGAUGGAGCUUCCAUUCAGGCUCACAAAGUCGCACAGGCAGCAAGUUCUUUGCCUGAGGCUGAAAACCCGCUGCGAAGAUUACUGCAGUCUCAUGGGUGGCAGGGAGGCUCCCACCACAAGGCGAAGCGAAAGCUGCUGCAGUCGGCCAGCCCACUCCCAUACUCCCCGCUGAACGUGGUUCACAACGGCAAGACCUGCAUCCUCUUCAGGGCUAAGAGGCUGGCCAUCAGGUACAAGAAUCUCACCUUUGUGGACCUCACCGAGAGGCUCUUUGGCCCCAGCGCGCCUGUGGACACCCGCGGCUCCAUCUGUGGCAAGGACAAAGCCACGCUUUCGUUAAAGUUUGGGGAUGUGGAGGAUCUAAGGGGGCUUGCAAUCAGGCUGCAGAUGUCCAACACUUUUUAUGAGUCAGCAGGCCAGAACUGGUUCACCCUAGACAGCGUUCAUAUCCAGUACAACUGGUCCCAGGAGGCCACCUUCAACGCCACCGAGGUGUAUGCGCCGGCCACCUACUCCUACCACUGUCAACACGUCAGCAGUCUGCAGAAGUACGACACCCUGCUGGUGCCCAGCUCCCAUGCCGACACUGCUGCUAACUGGCACAUCACCUUCACAGACUUCCAGAUCCAGGCCUUCAACGUACAGUCCAACCGGUUUGCCUCGGCAAGCGACUGCGCCACAUUCUUCACACCGGCCAUUCUGAUGGGCCUGAUCACCUCCUUCAUCCUGCUACUGGUGCUGGCCUACGCCGUGCACAUGGUGAUGCAUCUGAAGCACAUCGACCGCUAUGAGGAGCACAAGGCCACCGUCUACUUCCCCCGCAGCCCCGAGGCCGAGUGCCCGGACAAGAACAGCCUUUAGGAGGCAGUGGUGGUUUGGGCCCACCCCCACCGUGGCAGACAGAUGGGCUGAUCCAUAGAUCUCUUGGCUUGGCCCUCCUUGGCCACCCAAAGUGGACACCACAGGCAGAAAAAGGAAUAUUGCUCUCCAGAGCUGACUUUGCAACUUCGGUGGUUGAGCUGCGGCCGCUUUGUGGCCAAGCAGUGGUUGUCCAUGCUGGGCGGGACUCCAUUUGGACCCAACAGCUCAGCAUCAUCCAAUGGAUUUGGAGACAAGUCAUCAUUGGAGGAUACCGAUUCGAUUAUUACCGCGAAUUGACUGCGUACGUGGAGAUAAUUAGGCAUUCCGACAGGGCAAUGGAGACGGAGGAGAUAUUGUCAAGUGAAUUUCAAAUUAACAUCAUCACUCAAAUGUCUCUCCAAUAUUUGUACUGUGUAUUGUGUUUUUUUUUUACAUUUAAAGGAAAACUGGCAGAAAUUGGUCACAGGCAUUAUUUUAAUCCUUCUAUAAUAUCAUGAAAUAUAUGAUGUAGAUACUUGGGUCUUUAUUUUUAACACCCAUUGGGACAUGCAUUAUCUUCAGGUGUAAUAGUACUGCAGAUGGCAAGUGUUUACUUGUUUUAAAAUAAUUUAUAAAAAUUAUACUAUAUCAGGAUUACGGUUUUGUGAACUAUUAUUUUGUUUGUUUUUGAGUGUUCUCUGACUAGCUAAGCCGUUAACAGCGUUUUUUAAUGCCAGCAUUAUGCAGAGGAGAGCAUCUCUUCACAUAUACAGUACAGGUCAGUGUCAUUUGACUAACAUACUCGAGAAUACCGUAACUGCAGUAACAACAUGGAGUUAUUGUUUCAUCAUAACAUACAGCAUGCCAGUGACUAGGAAACCAUCUGCAUACAAUACUCUGAUGGUUAGUAUUGUGCAAUGUAUAUUGGUCAUUAUCAUAACAUGCAGAUUGAAGGAAACUGUUUUUUCAUUGCCCAAUUGAUGUAACUGGUACAAUAAACAAUUGUCAGGUAGA